AUGGUUGAUUUAACUUCAGAAUUUCGUAAAUUAAUUAUAGAUCUUUCAAAAACAACCACCUCGACUAGUGGAAGAAACAAAAAAAAUCAUGAGAAUGCAACAGCAUCAAUACUAUUACCAAUACCUGCUAAAAAUAAAGUCAUGAGAGAUGAAUAUUUAAAGGAAGCUUAUAGAAUUGUUUCUCAUAUCAACAAUUUAAAACAUUUUCUUUUAUCAGUCCUCACAUCUCUAACUAACAUAGAGAGAGAUGAAAUUGAUUUACAAGCAAAAAUAAUCAUUCAACAAUGUUUAGACAGAAUUAAAAAAUUGCAAGAAAUAGAAAAAGAAAGACAAAAUUCAAUUACAUAUAGUACUUGGUCAAAAUUACUAUCUGUAACUUCCAUGAAUGACGAGCAUGAAGUUUUAGCAGCAAUUCAUAGUAGUAUUGCAUGGUAUUUGAAUAAGCGGUUGACAGAAGUGUCUAAAAUACAAAAAGAUCAACAGGAAGCCAGAAUGAUUAAAGAGAUGGAGAAACCUGCUAAAUUGUCGCUUCUAAACAAUAAUCCUGAAUCUCUUCAGUCGAAAAUGAAUGAAGAAAGAGGAGACUCGCCAUCAAGAACAGACAGUGAAAUAGACGGGAGUUUGACAGAAAAUGAUGAAAAAGGUGAUGAUGAUGACGACAUUGAUCAUCAUUUGUCAGCAGAACAAAAAAUGGUAUUAGAAAUGGAAAAUGAAUCCAUCAUGAAAGAAUUGGAAACUUCUUUACAACAAGUCAAUCAAGCAGAAAAGGCAUUAUUGGAAAUUUCAAAUUUACAAACAAUACUAUCUAAUCAUUUAGCAGUACAAACUCAACAAACAGAUAGGUUAUAUGCAGAAGCAAUUGCCACAACAGACAGAGUGCAGGAAGGCAAUUUAAUGUUGAUAAAGGCAAGAGAAAGAGCUUCAGAUACAAGAAAAUGGAUAUUAGUAUUUUUAAUAUUAGCUAGUUUUAUUUUAUUCUUUUUAGAUUGGUAUGAUUAG
Molecule: messenger RNA, 999 nt
Organism: Entrophospora candida
Lineage: Eukaryota; Fungi; Glomeromycota; Glomeromycetes; Entrophosporales; Entrophosporaceae
Source: the annotation of a GenBank genome assembly